Spodoptera littoralis (African cotton leafworm) is the source of this 1442-nucleotide messenger RNA. The record is from the annotation of a GenBank genome assembly. Lineage: Eukaryota; Metazoa; Arthropoda; Insecta; Lepidoptera; Noctuidae.
CACCUGUUGAACAUCAAUUUAAUUGUAAACCUGAGUUGUCGCAACAAAGCCAGGGCUUUAGUUAAAUGUUGUAACAUACCACAGUGCGCCCUGUAUAUAACAAGCGCCGCCGCCGCCGACCACUAUAGUGCACCAUCCGCCCAGGCCCCGCCGACGUACCGCCAUGAGAACCAGCGUGAUCAUAGUAAUACUGGCCGUGAGCGCGCUGGCUGCAGCGGCGCCGAGUGUCCGGUACAGCACUGUGCUGUACUCCGCGCCGCGCUACUCGUCGGCGGCCCUCGUGCGCGCCCCGGCUGUAGUCUCCGUCAGCAGACUCGUGGCCGUGCCGCGACCCACAACACGCGGCAGUUGGAGUAACAUUGUGUUCCGUGCGGCAGGUGGUGACGCAUCAAUAUCACGCAGCUAUCAGGUCGGAGUGACGUCCCGCGGCCGGCACGCGCACGGCACGCGUGGUGAGACUACGCAACUGGUGGUGCUUUGCGCAUGCGCUGUGGCGCUGGGCGAGCCGUUCGGGCAGGCACUGCAUCGACGCAGUCGCUACGGCAUGUACAUGGACGAGUAUUCGCGUGACUUCGAGCCGUACUACUUCGCGGCCGUGCCACUGCACGCACCCGUGCCCGUACUGCGCGUGCUCAGCCCGGCGCCGCUGCAGGGGCGUGAGCGCGGGCUCACAGCGUCCUCGCGGCACCAGCCAAUGUACUCGCGUGCCCCAUACCACGACGCCUCGUACGAAGUCGAAGCCUACGAGCCACCGCCGUACGACAGGUACGCGCCCGCGGCUAACCAGCUGAGCCCGUCGCCGCCGCUAUACGUGGCGACGGCAAGCAGCAGCAGCGCAGCUGAGGAGCCGACCGUGCUGUACGCGCGGCCCACGGCGCAGGGCGGCUACACGUACCAUACGGUGCCCGCGCCGCUCCGGCCCGGGCCCGCCAAGCGCGCCCCGGCUACCGACUCCCCUUACAUGAUAAGAGUGCACAAGUACAGGAUUGUAAAAGAACGGUAGUCCCUGAACACAUCUAGUUUAUAUAUCUAUAAGUAGUACGUAUACCUAUGAUACAACUGACCAUGUACAUAUUAAAGUAGUACUUACAAUAAUUUAAACAUUAUUUAUUGAGGUACACCUAGGUCCGCGUGUGCCCACUCGUACCUAUGUAUCGUAAUUUUAAGCUACAUUUAGUUUCGUCGGUAAAACUACUCUGUAGAACAUAAGUAAUAAAGUAAGUUACAAUAAGUCUCGUGAACUAUACUCGUCACUACCCUGCCUGUUGUAAUGUUGCUGCGAUGUCGAUAGCUCUGUUGUAGGCCCGUAUGUCUGUAUAAAUGAAUUAAUCAUUUCCCAUGUACCACAAUCCAAUGCUCAGUCGUUAUACAACAUCAUAAUUCUCCAUUGCGAAAUUUGUCAUUUUUACAACCGUAUAAUUCAUAUGGAAAGCUUUUUCGAG